AUGACAGUUCUGAAGAUAGAUACUCCUGUCGAUGAGUUUACCGCUCAAAGCGCCGAGAAAGAAGCGAUUGCCACGAGUCAACCCUUCACAAAGGAGGAGGGCGUAGAUGGACCACUUCUCUUAACAUUGCUGAUGGGAAACAACAACAACAAUGCCACGGCUCAAGCCGCUUCAGGGAAUCCCGUUUCUGACACCUUGAAUCCCGACUACUAUGCUCUCGAGUUGAGCUCUACUGUAAAUGACGAUGAAGGAGACAUUGAUAACGAUUUAUCCACUGUCGACGGCCAGGAUGGACCACUUCUAUUCGCACUGAUGUUAAAUAAUCAAAACAACAAUAACGUCCACCCUAACCAGAAUCCCAACCAAAAAGAGAACAACGAAAUUUCCGAUACUUUGGAUCCUAGAAGUGUUGCUCUUGAGUUAAAGUUUCCAGUGAGCAAUGAUGCAGAUAUCAAUGAUAUAUCUGUUGAAACUAGUGGCGAGGAUGGACCACUUCUAUUCGCACUGUUGUUAAAUAAUCAAAACAACAAUAACAACCCUAACCAGAUUCCCGAUCCAAAAGAGAACAGCGCAAUUUCCGAUACUUUGGAUCCUAGAGGUGUUGCUCUUGAGCUAAGACCUCCUGUGGGCAACAAUACAGAUAUCAAUGAUGCAUCCAUCGAGACCAGUGGUGAAGACGGUUCACUCUUAUCUGCAUCAAACAACACUGGUCAAUUCGUCAGCGAGGGUGGUGAUGGUCCCCUCCUUUUAACGAUGCUUCUUGCAAAUGAGAACCAGAACAACGGCAACAAGGCCACAGAAGCUAUGAAUAAAGCGAUUGCCGAUACCUUGGACCCCAGUGAUACUAUCACCGAAGCUAUCUCCAACGUUUUGGAGUCGAAACCCCACUUAUUAGAGCUGCACCCCUCUAAAGAUACUAUCGCGGAAGCUAUUCCCGAUGUUAUGGAGAUGAAAUCCCAGUUGUUAGAGUUACACCCCUCUAAAGAUACUAUCACAGAAGCUAUCCCCGAUGUUAUGGAGAUGAAGACUCAACUGCUAGAGUUACACUCGCCUGGAAAUGACGAGGCCAAUAGUAUUCCCGUCAUGUUAAAGGUCAACUCUCAAGCUCAAAAAGCCCAGAUACUGGCGAUGCUUCAAGGACGUUCAAUUCCAGUAGCCAUCACUUCGAAUGGUACCAAAGGGAGUUUUGCAAAUGGAACACUUGACAGAGCGCAAGUCACCGCUGCCAAUUUGCAAUCCACGCCCCACGUUGCUCUUAACGAGGCCAAGAAUGGUAAUUUGAGCGACGAGCAACUGCAGUUUUGGAGAGAAAAUGGAUAUCUCGUCAUUCCAGAUACACUACCAGAGGGCCAAAAAGAUCACUUGCUUAAGACCGUACAUGAAGCAGCGCAAGUACUUGCUGGCGGUGGCGAGAGAGUACAAAAACAUGCCUAUUUCGCGGGACAAAAAUCCUACGUGAGUCCUGUGGGCCGAGCACUCGCUACAUUGAGUGAACAUGGCUUCAACCCCGACGUCGAACCCCUAAAACGUAUCCAACGUAUCGGCUGCGGAAUCCACCGCGUUAUGCCCCCAUUCCGAAAAGCCAUCCUCAGUCCCUUCCACUCCACACUCGCCAGAUCCCUCGGCUACAAAGACCCUUGCAUAUACCAAAGUUUGAUUAUCGUGAAAGCCGCCGAGGUUGGCGCGCGCGUGAUUCCUCAUCAAGAUGGCUGUUCGGGAUUCACAAACCCAUCGAGUUGCACGACUUUCUGGUAUGCGCUUGAAGAUUGCUCGACGGAGAAUGGGUGUUUGGCUGUCGCGCCGGGUAGUCAUCGUGUAGAACCAAUUACAAGGCGUUGUAUCACUAAUGGAAAUGGACAGCCGGUGUUUACUGAUUUGGAAAAGCCGGUUUAUGCGGACAUUGAGGGGGUAGAUGAUUCGACUCUACCAAAGAAGAAUGAGAAGGGGGAGUUUGAAUAUAAGAAGUUGGAGGUGAAAGCAGGGACCUUGAUAUUGAUGCAUGGUAAUUUGAUGCAUAAGAGCGAGGCGAAUCGAAGUAGUAAGAGUCGCGUUGCGUUUAACUUUGGAGUUGUGGAGGGUGAACACGGGUGGCUAGAAGACAAUUAUCUUCAGCCUUAUGAAGGAGCGACAGAGUUUGAGAAGUUAUAA
Molecule: messenger RNA, 2148 nt
Organism: Botrytis deweyae
Lineage: Eukaryota; Fungi; Ascomycota; Leotiomycetes; Helotiales; Sclerotiniaceae
Exons: 2
Coding region: 1-2148 (715 amino acids)
Source: RefSeq, a predicted model, not a curated record